Populus nigra (black poplar) is the source of this 1218-nucleotide messenger RNA. Its product is annotated as peroxidase 56-like. Gene Ontology annotation, cellular component: plant-type cell wall; plasmodesma. Gene Ontology annotation, biological process: response to oxidative stress; hydrogen peroxide catabolic process. The record is from RefSeq and is a predicted model, not a curated record. Gene Ontology annotation, molecular function: peroxidase activity; heme binding. Bases 115 to 1218 code for a protein of 367 amino acids. NCBI's taxonomy places the organism in Eukaryota, Viridiplantae, Streptophyta, Magnoliopsida, Malpighiales, Salicaceae. The transcript has 4 exons.
UAGCAAUGUAAAAUAUUAAUCAAACUGUCAUUUGAUUAGCUAUUAAUUUGUUGUGGGUCAGCUCUUAAAUUGUUGACUUUAUCAUACGAACACCAACAAUUCGUAACUAAUCAAAUGACAGUUCGUGCAAAGACACUGUCAAAAGGCCUUAGCUCAACUAUAAAAUGCCAGCAGACUUGUGUUCCUCACAAUCUCAUCCUUGAAGUACAGCUUCAAAACUUCACUCAAGGGAAAAUGGCAAUUCAAAAGCUUUUCGUGGUCUGCUUUCUUCAACUCGUUUUCGCCUUUUUGCUUGCAGGCCUCACUAAUGCAGGGAGGCUGCAACUCGGAUUCUACCAGAGAGCAUGUCCUGAUGCAGAGCUUAUAGUCCAUCAAACUCUUUAUCGUUACAUCUCAAGGGACCGAACCCUUGCUGCUCCUCUGCUAAGAAUGCAUUUCCAUGAUUGCUUUAUCAGGGGAUGUGAGGGUUCUGUCCUCCUAAGUUCUACAAAAAAUAAUCAAGCUGAGAAAGACGCCAUCCCAAAUAAAACCUUAAGAGGGUUCAAUGUCAUUGAUGCUGUAAAAUCAGCACUAGAAAAGAAGUGUCCUGGUGUUGUUUCCUGUGCCGAUAUCUUGGCCCUGGUGGCUCGUGACGCAGUCCUAAUGAUUGGCGGACCACAUUGGGAUGUUCCCACAGGACGCAGAGACGGAAGAGUGUCGAUUGCCAAUGAGGCUUUAUUCAAUCUACCAUCUCCUUUUGCCAACAUAACUGUCCUGAAACAACAAUUUGCUGCAACGGGUUUAAGUGUAAAGGACCUUGCAGUUUUAUCAGGAGGACACACCAUAGGAAUUGGACACUGUACCAUAAUCUCGAACAGGUUGUACAAUUUCACAGGCAAGGGAGAUACUGACCCUUCAUUGGACCCAAGAUACGCUGCUCAACUGAAGAAAAAAUGUAAGCCUGGAAACUCCAACACAGUCGUUGAGAUGGACCCUGGUAGCUUCAAGUCUUUCGACGAAGAUUACUACAACAUUGUAGCUAAAAGAAGAGGGCUAUUCCGAUCUGAUGCAGCUCUUCUUGAUGAUGCUGAAACAAGAGGCUAUGUCAAAUUUCAGUCAAUGACACAGGGAUCCACUUUUGCACAAGAUUUUGCUGAAUCCAUGGUGAAAAUGGGUUCCAUUGGAGUCCUGACCGGCAAACAAGGCGAAAUCAGGAAACAUUGUGCUGUUGUGAAUUAA